Molecule: messenger RNA, 5354 nt
Organism: Apis florea (little honeybee)
Lineage: Eukaryota; Metazoa; Arthropoda; Insecta; Hymenoptera; Apidae
Biological process (GO): regulation of transcription by RNA polymerase II
Molecular function (GO): RNA polymerase II cis-regulatory region sequence-specific DNA binding; DNA-binding transcription factor activity, RNA polymerase II-specific
Source: RefSeq, a predicted model, not a curated record
CAUCGAGCAUCGGAGCGUAGUGUGAUACGGGGAUGGAGGCCGCGCGAGCAGGCAAACGACUCGAGGGAACAGAGUCGAGGAUCGAGAACCAACCGACAACUCAGGAAGGCAGUGCACGCCCGACUGCCGACACGAGCGGAUGGCGUACGUUGUCGCUCGCGCCACGAUUACCUCGUGAUUUUUCUUUCUGUCAGAUACGGUCACCGUCAUCGAUCUUGUGACGAGUCGCACAGUAUUUUCAGUCAUCUAUUGCGACUUCACACAGUCGGACACUUCAGGUUUGUUAGUGACAUUGCGUGCCGCGCUUCGAUCACGAGAUAGAAAGAACAAGAAAAAUAAUAAAAGGAAAUAAAGAAACAGAGAAGACGAAAGAUAUUUGUUUUCUUUCGAUAUUCAUUUCUAUCGGAUUUCAUCAUCGUUUUGUUUUUGUCAUCCACGGACAUAUCGCAUACCGCGCACGUAACCUUUAAACCACGUGUGUGCGCACGCACGCACGAUUUCAACGACGCACUUACACGUUAUCAGGUCUGGGCGCUGGCGUAUGGGGCGCCCUCCAAAAGUCGCGCAUGCAACCCUACCGGAGCCCGCUGACGUUGGUUACCAUAGUAGCGCGCGUGCCGAUCAGCUGAUCGUUGGGAUUCGAGCGUGUUCGACCGUCGGCAGUCGGCCAGCAGCGGCUCCGUCCACCCGUUUUAUGCGUUAUCUUCCCAAACGUUCGCGCAACUUGAUCGCCUUUCGCGUCGUGAUUUAGUGAUGAAAAUAACUAACUAUUUCGCGAACAUCUGACAACGCAGAUUCCGAAGAAAAAUUAAGAAAUAAAACAAAUUGAAUAGAAAAUUGAUUUUACUCAUCGCUUGUAUUAUCCACCUAUUCGUUUUUAUCGAUGUUCGAAAGAUACACUGUUACAAUUUAUUACCCAAUCGAUCGAUACAUGUUCAGAUGAUGGAGUCAAACACGAUUUCAGAUAAAUAAGUGUUGAACAAAGUGUAUUAUUUCAAUAAUCCAUGGUAUGUGUAUUUUUGUGAUAAAAAAAAAAAAUCAAUAGCAUUUUUGUUAAUCAUUGUGCACAGAUUGAUCGAGACACAUUAUGACUAUUGAGAUCUUGUGAUUUACAUCACGUAUUUUAAAUACCGUCCAAAAAUGAAAUUUAAUGGAAAUAUAUGUAGUGGAUUAGUGGAUAAAUAUUUAUUAUCAUGCUCUUUUGUUGUAAAAUAUCUCGAAUGAAAUAUCGAACCACUUUUGUUGUCAAAUAUUUACGAGAUAUAUUUAAAUUAUAUUGAACAAAAAGCAAUAUUAUUAAUGCUAAAUAGGAGAUGGUGGAUAAAUAAUAUAUUAACAUAAAUACUAUAUUAUAUAAUUUUUCGAAACAACAUUUUAAUAUCAGAUGAUUUUACGAAUAUGAUUGACAUUUGGUGACCAUUUAUGACAUGAUACAAAAUAAACGAAGCAAACUUACGAAAAAACGAUCGCUCAUUGAAAUAAAUAUAUUGCAAAAUUAUAAAGAAUAUUUUAUAUUCAUUGUUUAUUAUAUUAUCAACGGUUAAUUUGCAAACGAAACAAAAUUCAAUUGCUCAAAUUAAAUCGAUAGUGUUUUGGAAUACACUUGCACUGUGAAGAUGAAACAUAAUCGUUCCAAAUCGAUUGAUCAAAAGAUGAUGUCAUAGCGUAUCUUCGAAAAAAUAUCGAUAUAUCGAUAUUGUUUCGUGUCAGAUGUCGCUAGACUAUCGCGAUGGCCGCGGAAUCUUCGUCAGUACGAAAUCGCGUCGAAAGAACGAAUUGUGAAUUGAAAAAUAGUGAUCGUAGUGAUUGAUAGUUUUUGUUGAAAUAAAAUUCGGACUUUUUUGGUAACGGGUUAUCGCAGGAUGUGAAUGUUUCAUUGUUAUGAACAUAUUUUGACAAUCGUUUGUACCUGUGACGAUUCAAUCGUGUGUACCUUGACUGCAUUAAUCAGACUUUUUGUGAAUAUGUGAAGUGACUGAGCUUUUUUUUCGUCGAACUUUCGUCAAAAGUGAUUUUCAUUUUGUUUGUCGUGAUCGCAAUUACAUUAUUAUGUACCGAUCGCAACAAUGACAGUUCGAGAUAUUUUCUCGUUCACACGGAAAUUCUGUGAUAGCCGAUGCCAGCAACGCCAUUACUUGGAUUAAGUCAAGUGUGAGGAGAACGCCGUUCCUGAAAUCAUCUUGAUAGAAAGCUUGGUGACGUACGCCGAACGGGCCAGUAUUCAUGCCAGUAUGCCAAUCAGAUGCCAGUAGAGAGCCAGUAUCUGUAUCUGUCGCCACCGAUAGCCAAUUAAUAAGUUACUUAGAUAGUUAAAUUAAUAGGCAAUACAGAAAGCGAAAAAAAAAAAGAAAAAAAAGGAAAGAAAAGAAAAAAAAACGUCAAUGUUUUUUGAAUAAUUGUUGUUAGAAGGCGUCGUUCAAUAAGCGUGACAGAUAUACACCACGUAUAUUAAUAUACACGCAACUACAUAUAAUACCGAUAUAUAAAUAUAAUUACGCAUUAAAAAUAUAAGAAACAAAUAUAUAUAUAUAUAAAAUAUAAUCGAGAGGAGCACUAAGUGUCGGAAUCGCGCGAGCAAUUAUUUUUCGCAUCGCACUUUUUUUUUAUUCCCCUCUUCCCCCGCUCCGCCCCAUCCCCCCCCCCUUUCUUCUUCGACCAUAAUUUUCUCCGCUCGUCGUUGAUCGUGGUUUUCUUUUUCUGAAUUUAUCGGUGACCGCGUAUGAUUCCCUGCGGAGAGUAUAUUCAUAAGAUUGGACAGAGAGUGCAAUCGAGUUGUGAUUAUCGAAGUGGACCGACCGAUCGAUUUCUCGGCUGUGAAGUGAAUUAAUAUCCCAGGAAAACGAUUGAAAACGGAGAAAGGAAGUGAGCACGCAGGCCGAGUACACAGGCGAGCAAACGGUGGCUGGAAACGGUGACUUACAUCGAGAGCGCCAACCUGCAAUCAAGGUUCAUGGUUUUCAUGGAUGAGAGCGAGCUCUCGAGCAAGCGGUGGGCCAGCGCGCCCCGCCGCCCGGACAGCCCCUGCGUCCUGGGGGCACCAACGUCUAGGGAGGCGGCGGGACCGCCGGUGCAGCUGGAACCAGUGGACCUGUCCGUGAAAACUCCCGUGGUGUUGCAGGUGCCCAGGUACAGUCCAGCGGCUAUAAUUACCGCCACGGCUAGAAGAAUCCCUUCACCUUCCACGACGCCUACGCCACCGCCGCUCUCCGCAUCUACCGUGUCGCCGCCUGUGGUCGAAACAGCGUGGGAUAGAAACCGGGAGCGUGAGCGCGAGAGAGUGCGGGAGAGGAGCACGGAGAACGAGCACAGGCAGCUAGACAGAGAAUCGGGGAUAAGGGAGAGGGAGACGAGGGAUCGGGAGAAGGAUCGCGACAGGGAGAGGCAAAGGGACAGGGAUAGAGAGCGGGACGUGUCGGUCCGCAUGAUGGAACCGCUCGAUCCUGUCUUCGUCUCCCCCUCGGCGGCCCUCCUCGCGUUGCAGAGGAUAAAGGAAACGUCCCUGCGAGAAACCGUAUCAGUGCACAUGGGAGGGUUGCACGUGGAAAUUCGCACGUUCCGACGAAUUAACGCGGCACUAUCGCAAGCAUACGGGCCAGAAGCCGUUCAAGUGCCAUCUUUGCCAACGAUCGUUCUCGCGGAGCGACCACUUAUCGCUUCACAUGAAAAGGCACUGAUAAAAAAGAAGGACCGUCUUAGCCCAUGGAAGGAGAAGAAAAAAAAAAAAGUGGAACGAGGGAAAUGGAAAGAAGGAGAAAAGAGACCGCCUCGUCCCGGGAAUUUGGGGACCUCGUUUAUUAUUAUUAUUAUUAGUGAUCAUGGACGACGACGACGACGACGACGACGACGAAGAUGAUGAUGAUUCUUUUAUUUUUUUUUCUUUUUUUUUCCUUUUUACAUUCGGGACCUGAAACAGCCUCCACGUUGUUACUCGAGUCACGUUGCAUCGUGAAGAGUUCGGAGGCGGAAACUAGGAGAAAAAAAAAAAAUGAAGAAGCAAACGAAAUCGUUCAUUAGAUUUACGAGUUUAAUCUAAUGGAGGUGUCAUUGCGGAUUAUCGGCGUAUAAUCGCGCAAGCCUGCUAGCAAUCGUGAAACGUUGUGAAUUUAUUUCCUUUUUUAUUUUGUUCUUGUUGAAUAUCGCCUGCCCCCUUACGGGGAGGGGAACGAAUUUCUGUUUUCAAUUUUCAUUAUUUAAUGAGCGAAGCUUGUGUGUAGCGUGUAAGAAUUGUUGAUAUUUAAAGAUAUUUGAUUUAAAAUUUAUUUAUUCUUCGUGGUGCGGUGGUUUAUUUUAAGGAAUCCUACGAACGGAUCGUAGGAAGCAUAGCUUCGACGAUGAAAAAUGAAUUUUGCAUAGAGAAGAGAGAAGAUCGAUUGCUAUGGGUUUCCCGCAAGAAGCAAGCACGCGGUAACGCGUGAUUUUUGUUUUCUUUUUUUUUUUUCUUAUUUUUUAGCAAAUUUAUACUUCUCGUUCGUAUUUUCCAGUUUGUUUUCAUUUUUUUUCUUUUUUUUUUUUUUUUUUUUCUUCGUACGGUUAAAUAAGGCCAGCUCAACUAGUCUAGAGCACCAUAUGUAUCGUAUAUUGCGAAAAAAAAAAUAGAGCCAGUAAAGGGGGAAAAUGAAGUAAAUAUCGUUAUAAGGUAAUUAAACGGUAAAAAUAAGUAAAAGAGAAUAUCGAACUCCGGUGACGGAGCUUGGGACUUAGCAUGCUCAGUUAAAUAAACUACAAAUCGUGAUCGUUAAACAUUUUUUAAUGCAUUGAGAUAGCGAUUUAUCAGAUUAUGCACAAAGAAUUUCGCGUUUAGGGACGGACAAUCAUCGACGUUUUCAAUUCUCAAAGAAAACGAGGGAAUUCGAACGCUCUGAAAGCCAGUAUUACGUGUGCAUUAAGCAAUACAAUUGUGUAUGCUUAUCCGACCGCAUUGCGAUGCUUUUUCCACGUGUCUUUCUUCGUUUCAAUCGUGCUAAUCAUUCUUCGAUCGUACCGAUUUAAGCGAAAACGGUACAUCGUUUCGCCGUAUACAUACACACACACACACACACACACACACACACAUACACGUACAAGGUGCCAAAGUAGAAGGUGCAAACUUAUAGAUGCGAGUCAAGACGCCCAAUUACGCUCAAUUAUUAUUAAACGAAGAAAUAAGAAGAGGAGGAGGAGGAGGAAGAGGAGAAAAGAGCAGAUCGAAGAAUUAUUUUUUAAACGCUUUUGCAUCGUUGUCAAAUAUACGUGUGCCACGUGUGUCAUGGCGAAAAUGAAAAAAAAACGAGCUUCGUUUCCGCACAUUUUAUUUUGGCAUCUGUUCCGAACGAAACGAGAUAACUCAAGGGAUACACAUAUAUUUUGGAGACCAA